GUGUCUACCUCCCCUUUCAAGGUUCGUUACAGUGAUUAUGAUGACACAUGGAUCAUGUUCCUCUUCUUCUUCUUCUUCUUCUUCUUCUUCUUCCACCUCUAGAUGGACUUAUGAUGUGUUCCUCAGUUUUAGAGGCGAUGAUACUCGAAGUGGCUUCACUGGCAACCUUUAUAAAUCUCUUUGUGACAGGGGAAUCCACACCUUCAUAGAUGAUGAGGACCUUACAAGAGGGGAAGAAAUUGCACCAGCUCUUUUCAAAGCAAUUCAGCAAUCUAGAAUAGCAAUUAUUGUUUUCUCCAAAAACUAUGCUUCCUCUGCUUAUUGUCUUGAAGAACUUGUCAAAAUCCUUGACUGCAUCAUGAAAAAGGGUCGAUGGGUUUUGCCAAUUUUUUAUGGAGUGAGUCCAUGUUAUGUUCGGCAUCAAAAGGGUUCUUAUGGAAAAGCAUUGGCUAAGCUUGAAGAAAGAUUCAGGAAUGACAAGGACAAGGUGCACAAGUGGAAAUUAGCUUUACAAGAAGCAGCUAAUUUGUCUGGUUGGCAUUUCAAAUUCAAACACGGGUACGAAUAUGAAUUUAUUCGGAGGAUCAUUGAAGAGGUGUCCAAAAAGAUAAAUCGUAACCCUUUACAUGUGGCUAAGUAUCCAAUUGGAUUGAAGUCUAGAGUGCAAGAGGUAAACUCAUGUUUAGAAGUUGGAUCCAAUCAAGGAUUUAGCAUGGUGGGGAUUUUUGGAAUUGGGGGGAUAGGCAAAACAACAAUUGCAUGUGCAGUGUAUAAUUUCAUUGCUGAUCAAUUUGAUGGUCAUUGUUUUCUUGCUGACAUCAGAGAAAAUUCUAUGAAGUAUGGUUUAGUACAACUUCAGGAGACAGUACUCUCUGAAAUAGUUGGGGAGAAGAGUAUCAAGUUGGGGAGUAUUAAUAGGGGAAUGGAAGUAAUGAAAAGGAAGCUUCAGAGAAAGAAAGUUCUUUUGAUUCUUGAUGAUGUUGAUAAUAUGGAGCAAUUAAAAGCACUUGCUGGAGAUGUUUCUUGGUUUGGUUAUGGUAGCAAAAUCAUUAUCACAACAAGGGAUAAGCAUUUGCUACAUGUUCAUGGUGUUGAAAGAACAUAUGAGGCAAAAGGUUUAAAUCACAAAGAAACUCUCGAGUUGUUUAGUUGGCAUGCUUUCAAAAAUAACGAGGUUGAUCCAAGUUACAUUGAUAUCUCAAAGCGUGCAAUACUUUAUUCCAAUGGUCUUCCGUUGGCUUUAGAGAUAAUAGGUUCUAACUUAAUUGGUAAAACAAUGUCAGAAUGGAAUGCUGCGUUAGAUACCUAUGAAAAAAUUCCAGAUGAAGAUAUUCAGAAAACACUAAAAGUAAGCUAUGAUGGUUUGAAAGGAAAUGAGAAGGAAGUUUUCCUUGAUAUAGCUUGUUUCUUUAAAGGUUGCAAUUUGAAAGAUGUCAUCAGUGUAUUGCUACAAGGUCGUGGCUUCUCCCCAGUAUAUGUUAUUCGAGUGCUGAUUGAUAAAUCUCUCAUAAAGAUUGAUCAACAUGGUUUUGUGAGAAUGCAUAACUUGGUAGAGGACAUGGGCAGAGAAAUUGUUCGGCAGGAAUCACCAUCAGAACCUGGCAAACGUAGUAGACUAUGGUGUUCCGAGGAUAUUCUAGAUGUUUUAGAAAAUGAUAAGGGAACCGAAGCAAUCGAAGUAGUCAUGCUUCACUUGCCAAAGAAUAAGGAAGUUCGGUGGAAUGGAAGUGAGCUGAAGAAGAUGAAAAACCUCAAAAUACUUACCAUUGAAAAUGCUCACUUUUCUAGAGGCCCUGAAUAUCUCCCAAACAGUUUGAGAGUGCUAAAAUGGCAGGGAUAUCCUUCAUCAUCUCUGCCACUUGAGUUUGAUCCAAGGAGACUUGUCAUGCUAGACUUGUCUAUGAGUUGCAAUAGAUUGGACAAACUACUUGAACUUAUGAAGUUCGAGUCUUUGAGUGAAAUGGUUUUAAGAGGUUGCAAAUUCAUAAAAAAGGUACCUGACAUGUCUGGAGCUCCAAAUUUAAUGAAGUUGUGCCUUGAUAACUGCAAGAAUUUAAUAGAAGUUCAUGAUUCCAUUGGGUUUCUUGAUAAACUUACAUGGUUGACUGCUAUUGGAUGCACCAAUCUGAGGAUUCUUCCCCACAGCUUCAAGUUAACAAAUCUUGAAUAUCUGUCUCUCAGAAAAUGCUCUAGUCUCCACAGUUUGCCAAAUAUAUUAGAAGAAAUGAUACAUAUAAAAAACAUUGAUUUGUGUGGAACUGCUAUAAAAGAAUUGCCAUUUUCAUUCAGAAAACUCAUUGGGCUUAAAUCUUUAGUGCUGGACAAGUGCAAGAUGCUUCAUCAAAUCCCAAGAAGUAUUCUGUUGUUACCAAAACUUGAGAGAUUGACAGCUGUAAAAUGUGGACGGUAUGCAAAUUUGAUCCUUGGCAAAGGUGAAGAACAAGAAAGAUUAAACUCCUGCAACUUGACACCUACCUGCUUCCCCAAUGUAGAAUUCUUGGACCUAAGUUGCAGUCCUUUCAAAAUCCUUCCUGAAUGCAUCAGUGAAUGUCUCUUUCUGAAGAAUCUAGUUUUGGAUAAUUGCAAGGAGCUUCAAGAAAUCAGAGUGGUUCCUCCAAAGAUAAAAUAUCUCUCGGCAAUAAAUUGCAUAUCAUUAACUCAUGAAUCUCAAAGCAUGUUAUUGAGUCAGAGAUUACAUGAGGGUGGAAGCACUGAUUUUUCUCUUCCGGGAUUAUGGAUACCAGAAUGGUUCGAUCAUUGUACUAAUGGAUCAUCCCUUUCUUUCUGGUUUCGUAACAAAUUCCCAAGGAUGGCUCUAGCUGUCGUUGUUGGAGUUUUGGACAAGCAGGGUAGUUUCCUCAGUUCAAGGUUCCACUUGCUCAUCAAUGGCAUUCAAAAGCUGCAUUGCCAUUUCACUGUGCAAUCAAAACUAGUAACAUACCAUGUAUUUUUGUCCGAUAUACAGCUCAAAUCCUACAAUGGUGAAUUGGAAAGUGUGUAUGUUAUGGACGGGUGGAACCAUGUUGAAGUUUCAUAUGUGGGACCAAGUAAAAAUGAUUCUCCACACACAUGUAAAGUCAAAAAAGGAAUCAUAAAAUGGAUGGGGGCUCAUGUGUACAAGCAAACAACAUGCAUGGAGGAUGUCCGGUUUACGAAUCCAAAGUCUCCAAAGAGAGCAUAUAGCGAUUUUUCCAAGCCUGAUUUGGACCAAAAUUUUCAACCAUUACCCAAAAGAAGAUGUGGAUCAGAAGGCAUGGAAAUUUGUGAGGCACAACAUGUAGAGCAGCAUCAAGUUAGAAGUGGCUAUCAUGCUGUGUCACACAGUUUAUGGUUGGCGAUUAGCAGCAUUGAAGCUGCUCCAAAUGUUAAAAUGCUAAUGUGGAUUAUUUGUCAAAAUGCUUUGCCAACUUAUGAAUAUCUUUUCAAGGGGAAGCUUGUGAAUAGCCCACUCUGUCCCGUUUGUGGAACAGAACCUGAAACUGUUGAACAUGUGUUCCUGUUUUGCCCAUGGACUAGACCCCUUUGGUUUGGAAGUGAUUUCCAGUGGAGUAUUGAUGUCAAUUCAGUUCAAAGCUUUCAACUUUGGCUUUGCCAGAAACUCGAGGAGAUUAAAAGGGUAUAUCCGAAGAAUGCCAAUAAAGUAUCUGCUCUUGUGGGCAAUAUUUGUUGGGCAAUUUGGAAGGGAAGGAAUGAAUUUGUUCUUGAAGGCCAACCAGUUAAUCCUUUGAUUUUAAGGUAGUGCACUUGUAUAUACGAUAAGAAUGUUGAUGGAACAAAUGAAUCUCUCUUUUUCUCUCUCCAGGGAUGGAAAUAAAUUGUAUUAUCAAACACUUUUUUUUUUUUUUU
Gastrolobium bilobum is the source of this 3846-nucleotide messenger RNA. RefSeq names its product TMV resistance protein N-like. Gene Ontology annotation, biological process: signal transduction; defense response. The transcript is spliced from 5 exons. Gene Ontology annotation, molecular function: ADP binding. The record is from RefSeq and is a predicted model, not a curated record. The coding region runs from base 38 to 3739 and encodes 1233 amino acids. NCBI's taxonomy places the organism in Eukaryota, Viridiplantae, Streptophyta, Magnoliopsida, Fabales, Fabaceae.